UUAUUUUUUUUUGCUAUUAUCGCUAUUUUAUUCAGUCUUCCAGUGAAAGCAGAAAGACUCGAAGGUUUCGAUGGUAAAAUAACAGGGUGACCUAUAAACAUGGGAAUUUCACACCGCCCACAUCGAUAAAGACGUGGCACACGAGUAAAUGUUUUUAGAUCAGGAAAAGACUUUCGAUCGCACCGCAACACUUUUUCUUUCUUUAACAUUUUUCAUGUUUAAAAAAAAAAACUUUAAUCCAAUUCACUUUUGUUUUACUCAACAACACUGGCAUCCGAAUAGGAUUACGUUUCUCAGUUUCAGCAAAAACGAUACGACGCAUUUGGUAUCGGAGCCACCUACGUGUUCACUUGCCGCAUCCCCCACGCCCCCCCCCUCGCUUCCUCUCUGUUUGACCACAAAAAGAAAAUGUGGUACAAAAUUUCGACGAGCGACGUGUGAAUUCAGACAGCGAGAGCAACAACACAGCGGAAUGGAUUCCCGGCCGUGGUCCAUGAAGAAGGUUCUGCUGCAGGUAUGGCUCACUUUCCUCACCGUGGCCGUUCUGCUCGUGGGUGCGCUGCUGGGCUACUUCAUCAAGCAUGUGGCCUUCGUGGAACUACGAGAAGGCACAACGCUGAGCGGUGGAAAUAAUUUCAAUCCGACACGAGCUUCGUUGAUGUCCGUUGGGGUGUUCCCAGGUUCCUCUCAUUCAUACAUACAAAUCAUGAAACCUACUAAAGGACAACCUUGGGAGUCGAGCUCACCCACGUGCGACCGAUGCUCCCUAGAACUUCGGGAUGACUCCAUCCAGUUUGGGAGGGAUGGCGUCUACUUCCUGUACGCCCAGGUGACCUUCACUGAACAGUCCGGAAGCGGAGAGCAACGUGUGAUUGUGACAAAAAACGCCACGUCUGGCAAAAGCAUCAGGAAGCUGGUUGAGGGCUCCUACCCGGCGGGCACGUCCCACGGCUCCGUGUGGGUGGCCAAGAUGGUGCGCCUCCGGGAGGGGGACAGCGUCAGCGUUAAUAUCAGUGGAGACUUUCGAACCGACGACACUUUUUGGGGCGCCUUUCAGAUCCAUUAGCGGAGGCGGGGGACUCGAGACGUUUGACCUAACUCGAGCGAAGAUCAACAGAUUAUAUCGUGAAUCUCAUCUCGUCAAUUACGAGCGAGGAAAAAUAGCAAGUUUGAGCACAUCGUACCUCACUUUGUUUUGUUGGUUGGGUUCAGUAGGUGAAUCCAAACUGCAAUAUUUGGACUGGCCACUCGGUAGCGCUGUUUCUUCCUCGCCUUUAACAAACACUUUCACUUUGUGUGACGUCGCUCACUACAAGUGACAUCAUAAUAAACACACACACAUAGCAUACCUUAAUUAAUACACACCCGUGUUAAGUCAUUUUAAUUAUUCUAUGAAUAGACUAGAUCAGUUUUAUAUUCCAGAAAUAUGUUGUCUAAGUAAAAUAUGUUGUGAAUCAGAAAUGAAUGUUACUGCUAAUUUGCCGGGAAAACUGAAUAUCAUAUAUUGUCAUGUUU
Messenger RNA from Syngnathus typhle (broad-nosed pipefish), 1515 nucleotides. RefSeq names its product lymphotoxin alpha (TNF superfamily, member 1) (gene lta). Gene Ontology annotation, biological process: immune response. The transcript has 4 exons. Gene Ontology annotation, molecular function: tumor necrosis factor receptor binding. The record is from RefSeq and is a predicted model, not a curated record. Gene Ontology annotation, cellular component: membrane. NCBI's taxonomy places the organism in Eukaryota, Metazoa, Chordata, Actinopteri, Syngnathiformes, Syngnathidae. Bases 149 to 1066 code for a protein of 305 amino acids.